AUUUUAAUGGACAAUAAUUUCGAAUUGCCAAACAAAUAAGCUUGUUUAGAUCAAUUAACAAAAUUAGGGAUAGAAUACAUAGUACAUAAUCAUGAUCCUGUUCCAACAAUGGAAGAUGUAGUAAAAGUAAAGGUUGGUGAUGGUACAGCAUAUGUGAAGAAUCUAUUAUAUGUAGAUAAGAAGGUAUAGAAUAUAGAAUUAUAAAUUAGUCAAAUUAUUAUUUGAUAUUGGCUAAUCAUACAACAUAAGUGGGUAAAUUGUUUUGGAAAACACUUGGAUUAGCAUCUGGAAAUAUGAGAUUGAGUAAAGAAGAGUAAAUAGGUGAAGCUUUGAAAUCAAGUAAAGGUAAUGUAAAUCCUUUUGCUGUUGCUAAUGAUACAAAUAAUUUGGUAUUAGUAUAUGUGAUAUGAAAUAGGUGAAAAAUAUAAUAAUAGAUGAGGAGUUAACAAAAUAUUAGAAAUUAGCUUUACAUCCAAUAGAAAAUACAUCAACAGUUGAGAUAUCACUUGAUGAUUUAUAAAAUAAGUUCUUAAAAAUAUUAAAUAGAUAGUUUACAGUAUUAUAAUUAACAGAUGUAGCAGCAGAAUAGAAAUUAGAAUAAUAAUAAAAAUAAGAAUAAUAAUAGAAAGAAUAAUAGAAAGAUUAAUAAAAUUUAUAGACAUUAGCUAUAACAGUAAAGAAAUCAGAUUUUUCAGAAUGGUAUUAAUAAGUGAUAAGGAAAGCAGAAUUAAUUGAAUAUUAUGAUGUUAGUGGAUGUUAUAUAUUGAGACCAUGGGCAUAUUUUAUAUGGGAAUAGAUAUAAAGAUUUUUUGAUGAUUUAAUAAGAACAGAAGAAGUUGAGAAUACAUAUUUUCCAAUGUUUUUAUCAGCAAAGCAUUUAAAUAAAGAGAAAGAACAUGUAGAAGGGUUUAAAGCAGAAGUAGCAUGGGUAACAAAAUAUGGAGAGAGUGAUUUAAAUGAACCAUUAGCAAUAAGACCAACAUCAGAGACAAUAAUGUAUCCAGCAUUUGCAAAAUGGGUAUAAAGUCAUAGAGAUUUACCAUUGAAAGUGAAUUAAUGGACAAAUAUAGUAAGAUGGGAAUUUAAGUUUCCUACUCCAUUUAUAAGAACAAGAGAAUUCUUAUGGUAAGAAGGACAUACAGCUCAUUCAACAAGAGAAGAAGCAGUUAAAUAAGUUUAUACAAUAUUAGAUUUUUAUGAAUAAGUUUAUGGAGAAUUAUUAGCAGUUCCAGUAAUAAAAGGAGUAUAAAUUAAUAUAAUAUAAAAUAGAUUAAAACAGAAUCAGAGAAAUUUGCAGGUGGAGAUUUUACUACUACAGUUGAAACUAUUAUACCAUAAAAUGGUAGAGGAUUAUAAGGAGCUACAUCUCAUCAUUUAGGAUAGAAUUUUAGCAAAAUGUUUGAAAUUAACUUUGAAGAUGAUAAAAAAUAGAAAUCUUUUGCUUGGUAAACAAGUUGGGGUUUAACAACUAGAUCUAUUGGUGCUAUGAUUAUGUUUCAUGGUGAUGAUAAAGGUUUAGUAUUACCCCCUAGAAUUGCUAAAUAUUAAAUUGUUAUUAUACCUAUCAUUCAUAAAGAUCUUAAUGAAUAAUAAUUAAAUGAAAGAUGUGAAUAGAUUAGAUAAAUGUUAUUAUUAUUUAUAUAUAUUUAGAUUGAUUAAAUUAAAAUUAAGAGUUCAUCUUGAUAGUAGAGAUAAUUAUUCACCAGGAUGGAAAUUUAAUAAAUGGGAAUAAAAAGGAGUACCUAUUAGAUUAGAAAUUGGACCUGGAGAAUUCAAAAAUAAUGAAGUUAGAGUUGUUUAAAGAUUCGACAAUAAAAAAUAUUAAAUUAAAUUAGAAGAAUUAAAUUAAUUAAAUUAGAUUCUAGAUAAUAUACAUAAUGCUAUGUUAGAUAAAGCUAGGUCAGAUUUAAAUUCAAGAAUUAAAUAAGCUGAUAAUUGGAAAGAUUUUAUGUCACAAUUAAAUCAAAGAAAUACUAUUCUAACCAGAUGGUAACUAUUAUUAUAUUUAUAUUAUAUAGGUGUUAAAGAGAAGAAUGUGAAAAAUAAGUUAAAACUAAAUCAGGAAUUGAAUCUAAAGAAAAAGAUUCAGAAAUUGAUGGAUAAGUUUAACUUACUGGUAGUGCCAAAACAUUAUGCAUGCCAUUAAAAUAAGAUUAAAUCUAAGAAGGUCAAUUAUGUUUCCAUUGUGGAUAAUAAGCCAAGAAAUACGUUCUAUGGGGAAGAUCAUAUUGAGAUAUCAAAUAUACAACAAUAAUAAUAUAC
Molecule: messenger RNA, 2262 nt
Organism: Paramecium sonneborni
Lineage: Eukaryota; Ciliophora; Oligohymenophorea; Peniculida; Parameciidae
Source: the annotation of a GenBank genome assembly